Molecule: messenger RNA, 2362 nt
Organism: Prorocentrum cordatum
Lineage: Eukaryota; Dinophyceae; Prorocentrales; Prorocentraceae
Source: the annotation of a GenBank genome assembly
GAGAAGCUGGUCCUCGGGAAGGGGUCCGGAUAUUUGGAGGUCGAUGUUAUGGAACUGCUACGGCGUCGGAGUUCUGCCCCCCCCCUCUCGAUUGGAGCAUCCGACGCGAGCCCGCCAAAAGGUGCCUCUUCGUGCUGCUGCUCUCUCGGGCACCUGAUUGUUGCGUUGCCUCUUUAAACUGUAGUCGUGGGGUGGCCACACCAGCACUGGAUCAGGCUUCUGCGCAGCCCUGUGUGUCCCUCGCGUGCUGUCUGCUGUCUUCGAGUUCCCGUCUUCCUCGCCAGAGUAUCACCGUCUCCGCGCAGCCGCUUUUAUCUGGCUCGAUUGGCUGAAGCCCUCUGCAUACCCUGGCAAAGCUGCCGUUUGGCUCUUCAGUACUCGCUCCCAUGGGUCGCGCUGCGGAGCUUCUCCAGCGUUUACCUCUGCAGAGCAAGGGCGAGAAGCGUAUUCUGCUUCUGGGUUUGGACGCUGCCGGCAAGACCACCGUGCUCCAGAAGCUCGCCCCGUGCUCCGAGCAGUCGCCGACGGCGUCGCAGAGCGCUCUGUUCAACGUGGAGACCGUCGCGCACAGGGGCAGGAGUCUGUCCAUGUGGGACGUCGGGUUCGCGGGCCGCGACAAGAUCCGGCCGUUGCUGCUCCCGUUCUACAAAGGUGUCUGUGGCAUAAUCUUCGUAGUGGACAGCAGCAGCGCCGACCGCAUGGCGCCCGCGAGGGAGGAGCUUGAGAAGAUCCUGCGGGUCGAUGACGUCGGAGAUUCUCCCUUGCUCAUCUUCGCCAACAAGCAGGACCUGCCCUGCUCAAUGACAUCGGCGGAGGUAACUGAUGCGCUCGGGCUCAAGACCUUGAACAGGCAGUGGCGCGUCCAGCCGGCGAGCGCCAAGCUGGGCACCGGCCUCCACGACGGGCUGGACUGGCUGACCUCCUCGGUGUUCUCGAAGGGCUCCCCAGUCAGCCUGCCGAAGUUCGCGCGCUCGGGGCAGCCGCUGCUGGACGGCGCUCCGCCAGACGGCUGCGACCCGUGCGCCGUGCCGUCGCCGGCCCGCUCGCGGAGGGCCCCGGGCACCCCGCGCUCCCCGCAGCACUGCCUGGCGGGCUGGAGGAGCCCGAAGAGCGGGAGCCGCUACAUGGGCAUGGACUGACCGACCCCCCGCCCAUUGAUCCAAUGUCUGGAUUUUGUCAAUGCGGGAUUCCUGGAAGUCGCGACCCCUUUCCCAGGGCUGGUUUUUUGACAGUCCCAGGGCCCGGCGCGGGCCUCCAGAGGCCGAAAACGGCGAAAAACCUCCGCCUUGAUUUCUUCGAUGCCUUGGAUCUUUGGGCGUCUAACGCGCAGCGAAGAGCCUAGCGAAGGGCCCGCGCGGCGGAAGCCAGACGCUUUGCGGCGAGGGGUCUCCGGUGCUCGGCACUGGGUUUGGCAGCACUGCCCCAUUGAGGGGCCUGCCGCUGCCGAAGGAGCGGCGGCGGCCCAGCCGUCUCCGGGGUCAGCGCGGGCCGGCCUUCUCGUCCCCAUGGCGGCGCGCACUAGCGCGGUGCCCACACCUGCUCUCGUUGUGGGAAAGUCACGGCAGAAGGGUGGGCGCAGGGUGGGCGCAGGGGUGUGCCUUGCGGGAGGGCGUCCGAGGCCUUUCGUGAGGCUUCUCGGGAGCACCCCCCGCCAACCCUCGCUUGUCCUGCGCGCCGCCAACUCCCGCCUCGCGCUCAGCCAGGGCUGAGUCUCCGCGCGUCGGUGGCCGUGUCCCCUCCCCAUGCUUUUUUGGCGGCUGGGCCUUGAACGAUCCAAGGACAGCUGACAGCUGUGCAGGGCUGACUCCGCGCGUUGCUUGGCGCUUUUGGGUAUUUAGCUAUGGCCUGCUGCGUCGAGGCCUGGCGGGGAUCCCGCCUUAAGCCUCGUCGGUAAUUAGGUAUACUUUCUGGCCGUCUGACGGACUGGCCACGCGGCAACCCCGCCGAUGUAGCGUGAUGUUUUUUGAAGCGGCUGCUGCACAGGGUAGCAGCCCUUCGAUGCUAAAGUCUGAGGAGCGACAGUUCUUCGCAUUUGCAUGCUGUAGGUAAUUCAGUCUCCCUUCAGGCGCCGGAUCGUUUCCAGGGGUCUUGGGAGGAAUUCAAUGUUGUGCUGCUAAUGUACAGUGAGUUUUGGGGCCGCGCAGCUGGGAUGCUGAGCGCGGCAGCCGGGCGUCUCGAUGCCGUCCAGCCGAGCAACAUAGAGCAUUACAAUUCCUCACCCCUCGACGCCGCAGCAUGCGAUCGCCUCCUGCGAGUCCGGAUGUCCACCACGACGGUCUCCGGGGCCCUCGUGGGCCUCCUGAGCCCAGGGCGGCCCUGAGGCCGUCGAGCGUUUCAGUGGAAGCCAUCUCGGUCCAGCCAG